Cladophialophora immunda is the source of this 960-nucleotide messenger RNA. RefSeq lists its product as uncharacterized. Bases 1 to 960 code for a protein of 319 amino acids. The transcript has a single exon. NCBI's taxonomy places the organism in Eukaryota, Fungi, Ascomycota, Eurotiomycetes, Chaetothyriales, Herpotrichiellaceae. The record is from RefSeq and is a predicted model, not a curated record.
AUGAAGCCCUUUACUCUGUCGUUGGCCAAUGGCGCUCAACUUUCUGGCAUUUUCUCGGUGCCGACACGGACCUCGACAACCCCUCACUAUCAACCUUUGAUAGUUGGUGUCCAUGGUGGGACCUACUUUUCAAAGUACUUUGACGCUGGUACAACCAACUCAGCUGUGCGGCUAGCAGAAACACUCGGAGUGCCUUUUGUAUCCAUCAAUCGCCCAGGUUACAGAGACAGUACAGAACUCCCUCCAGUGCCAGAUGGAUCGACAUUCCUCCAGGAAGAGGGCAAGUACCUUCACCGCUACAUCCUCCCCAAGAUAUGGCAAGAGUUCGGGCUCAGCUCUGGGGCAACUACCAUCGUCAUGCUGGCGCACUCUUUGGGGUCCCCAAGCUCUAUCGUGGCCUCGGCUCUCCAUGCAAAGGAACCUCACCCCCAGUACCCACAUGGUGGGCUGAUUAUGUCCGGCUGGGGCACGGUUCACGGUCGUCCCAGUGAGAGUGCAAAACACAUUGUUGAGAACGGGGUCGUUGACGGACGGAUUGCUUGGCCCUUGGAGUUGAAGGAUGGCCCCAUGUUUGGCGACCCUAAACUGGGAAGAGUACCUCCAGAGAUUCUUGCGAUGGGACACGAUUUGAACACAUCCAUGUCCUUGGGGGAGUUUGAGGACGGCUCGUUCCACUGGUUGGAUUAUUGGUCAGACUAUGCAAAGGAGGUCAAGGUCCCGAUUAUGUAUGGCAUGGGGGAACACGACGCCUUGUGGAAGGCUACGAGGGAAUCUGUCCAGGAGUUUGCUCGGGAAUUUACUGGAAGUCCGAGAGUCGAGAGCGGCAUCGUGCUUGGUGCACCGCAUUGUAUCGAGUUGAGCUAUUGGGGGCCGGGCUGGGUGGCAAGAUGCUUGGGGUUUGCGGCCGAGUGUGCUGCCGCUGAGGGGGUGAGUCGUCUAGCAGCAAGCGUGCAAGCAUAG